CCGCUGCGCAGGCGCCGACUCCACCCCCGGCCCCGGCGGCGCUUCCUGACCCGGUGUCGCUGCUGGUGUUCCACCUGCGUGUGUUCCGGAUUCGGUCAGAGGCGGGAUCCGCGUCAGGGAUUCCCGCCCGCCCUAGCCGCCUGAUGCCUGCGCGAAGCGGGGCCCAGCUUUCCCGCAGGGUGGGACAAAAGAAGCAGCGCCUGUCAGAUGCAGAGACGAGCCAGAUCCUGCCUGACGCUGCCAGGACGCCUUACCCCAAGGAGCCCUGUUCGGGGCCUCAUGCCUGCUUGGGGCCACCCACUACCACAGGCCCCCAGCGUAGCAUCUAUUUCUUGAACCAUCCGGCCCGACUGGGAUCUGAGUUUUUCGACCAGCCGGGGGCUCAUCUGGCGCGGGCAUUUCUGGGACAGGUCCUCGUGCGGCGGCUCACAGACAACACGGAGCUGCGCAGCCGCAUUGUGGAAACUGAGGCGUACCUGGGCCCAGAGGAUGACGCUGCACACUCGAGGGGUGGCCGGCAGACAGCCCGGAACCGAGGCAUGUUCAUGAAGCCGGGCACCUUGUACGUGUACACCAUCUACGGCAUGUACUUCUGCCUGAAUGUCUCCAGCCGGGGGGAUGGGGCAUGUGUCCUGCUGCGAGCGCUAGAGCCCCUGGAGGGCCUGGAGACCAUGCGGCGGCUCCGUAGCACCCUCAGCAAGGGUGCCUCUGGCCGGGCCUUCAAGGAUCACGAGCUCUGCAGCGGCCCCUCCAAGCUGUGCCAGGCCCUGGCCAUUGACAAGAGCUUUGACCAGCGGGACCUGGCCACAGAUGGGGCCAUGUGGAUGGAGCGCGGCCCCCCAGGACCUGAGCCAGUUGUGGUGGCUGCAACCCGGGUGGGUAUCGGCUGCAAGGGGGAGUGGGCUCAGAAGCUCCUACGCUUCUACGUGCAGGGCAACCCCUUUGUCAGUAUGGUGGACAGGGCAGCCGAGCAGAUGCAGGCCUGAGCCAAGGGUCUGCUCCAACAGGCUUUUAAUUCUUUAGGAACCAAAUAAAUCCUUUUGUUUCUAGAA
This is a messenger RNA of Loxodonta africana (African savanna elephant), 1052 nucleotides long. It is a transcript of the gene MPG, whose product is annotated as N-methylpurine DNA glycosylase. The transcript has 4 exons. Gene Ontology annotation, molecular function: DNA binding; alkylbase DNA N-glycosylase activity. The record is from RefSeq and is a predicted model, not a curated record. NCBI's taxonomy places the organism in Eukaryota, Metazoa, Chordata, Mammalia, Proboscidea, Elephantidae. Gene Ontology annotation, biological process: base-excision repair. Bases 144 to 986 code for a protein of 280 amino acids.